Molecule: messenger RNA, 867 nt
Organism: Lathyrus sativus (Indian pea)
Lineage: Eukaryota; Viridiplantae; Streptophyta; Magnoliopsida; Fabales; Fabaceae
Source: the annotation of a GenBank genome assembly
AUGGCAAUUUUUGAAAUUAUUUUUACUUUGUUCUUGUUUGCAAUAAUACCCAGCAUUGCCCAAGUAGAUGCAACUUUUUCCAAAAGCAUGUAUAUUACAUGGGGUGCUCAACAUGCAUCACUUCAGGGUGAUGAUCUCCAACUUGUGUUGGAUAAAACUUCAGGAUCUGCAGCACAAACAAAGAUACCAUUCUUAUUCGGAACUAUUGAAUCAAGAAUCAAACUAGUGUCUAAUAAUUCAGCAGGAACAGUUACAGCUUACUAUCUAUCUUCGACCGGAAACCAACACGAUGAGAUAGAUUUUGAGUUCUUAGGAAACAUUUCAGGGCAACCUUAUACUAUCCAUACAAAUGUAUACACACAAGGAAAUGGAAGCAAAGAGCAACAGUUUCAUCUUUGGUUUGACCCUUCUACUGAUUUUCACAACUAUACUAUUCAUUGGAACCCUACUGAAAUUGUGUGGUAUAUUGAUAGCAUCCCAAUUAGGGUUUUCAGAAACUAUGAAAAUGAAGGCAUUGCAUACCCUAACAAACAAGGCAUGAAGGUUUACACAAGUUUAUGGAAUGCAGAUGAUUGGGCGACUAGAGGUGGACUUGUUAAAACGGAUUGGAGUAAUGCACCAUUUACAGCUAAAUUUAAUCAUUUUAGAGCAAGAGCUUGCAAGUGGAAUGGAAUGGUGAGUAUUAGUCAGUGUUCUUCAAAUAUUGCUGCAAAUUGGUGGACUUUACCAGCAUACAAACAAUUGGGAUAUGCUCGAUUGGGGCAGAUGAAUUGGGUUAGGGAAAACUAUAUGAUCUAUGAUUAUUGUGGUGAUACUAAGAGAUUUAAUGGACAAAUGCCUCCGGAAUGUUUCAAGGCACAAUUCUAA